AUAAAAGAGGGAAAGCUGAUGAGAGCGAGCGAGGGAUGAAAAUUGAAUCAAUGAUAGAAAUUGAAGAGGACGACGAUGACUUUAUCUCAAGAGUGGCUGAAGCGGAAGCCCGCGCCCUUUCCAACAAACGGUGUCGCGUAACCAAUCCUCUUGACGACGCUAUUGAGAAGAAGAAGAAGAAGCAGGAGGGGGUUGUUGUUGCAGUUGAAGAAGGGGCUUACAUUACUGCUCUUAGAGGAACCAAGAGUCCUUUCUGGCAACAACAAAACACUAGCUCAACCAGAUCUAGAGUCAAGCCUCUUUCUCCUGAUUAUUCUAACCAAUCAAACGCUGUUGGUGGUUCUAUUGUCGAUUCUACCGACGCAUCCGAGCCGUUAGUUCCUCAGAAGAGCUGCCCUUGCGGUUUGGGUGCUUGUGUUAUUUUCACUGCUAAUACUGAGAGGAAUCAUGGCCGUAAGUUCUACAAAUGUCCUGUUAGACAGGAAAAUGGUGGCUGUGGCUUCUUCGAGUGGUGCGAUAAUGCUUCUGGAAUGAAUAACCAUAACAUUUUUGUUGGGCAUCGAAAUAUUGCAUCUAAUUUUGGGUUUUCAGACCUUCCUUGUCCAUGUGGAGCCGGAUCUUGCUUGAUUUUGACUGCCAAAACUGGGAACAACAUUGGCCAACAAUUCUAUCGUUGCCCUGCAAAUCAGGGAAGUUCAUGUGGCUUUUUUAAGUGGUGCAACGAUAACGUUGUAACAGCUGGUCUUCCAGCAAGUGCAUCAAAAGGCUUCAACAAAAUGAAUGACACAAACAACAAAAGCAAUGGAAGAACUGGAUCUUCCUGUUUCAAAUGUGGCAAUGAAGGACAUUGGGCAAAAGAUUGCCCCAAUCCAUCGCCUAAUUCUCAUCCUCCUGCUGAGAUUGGAAGGGGCACUGCAGCUGCCGGUUCUUGUUACAAAUGUGGUAAGCCUGGGCACUGGGCAAGGAACUGCACCGCUAGUCAAUAUACUUAUGCUUCACGUAAUUAAUAGAUCAUCUACUGUUUCUGGUAGUAUUUUGGCUUAAAUGGGAAAUUUCCAAAAUCCAGAGCCAGAGCAUAUUAUCAUUUGGUGGAAUAUAUUUUUGAUCAUAUGAUAGAAGAACAAAUUUCCCCAGAUUCAAACUGUUUGUAAAUGAAUGACAUUACUACUAGGCUGGUAGCGGAAAUUUCUUGUUAUAGAAACUUUCCCAUGUUCAUAUAUUCCCAUUAUGCGAUGUCUAUUCGCUGGGUAAAAUUAAUUAGUAAGCGUAUUUCUUACUUUUUUUCCUUUUUAGCAAAAUUACGGAUAGAGUGAAUUACUAUUUAGUCAUUUAGUCAUAUUCAACCGUAUUAGUCUUGGGGCUUAUUUUCAGAAUUUAAUUAUACGUUCUUUCGGUUUUA
Molecule: messenger RNA, 1399 nt
Organism: Jatropha curcas
Lineage: Eukaryota; Viridiplantae; Streptophyta; Magnoliopsida; Malpighiales; Euphorbiaceae
Molecular function (GO): zinc ion binding; nucleic acid binding
Source: RefSeq, a predicted model, not a curated record